AUGGUAGAUGGCGUCCACGAUGGAGCCCCAGGCCGAUCGGGAGAUGCCGGCAGCCCAGGCCCCACCACCACCUUUAACUCUGGCUUCCUGUUGGUGAUGCACAGCCAAUCAGACACGUUCCUUUCCUGUCCAGCAGACAUGACACAACUGUGGACUGGCUACAGUUUGCUGUACCCGGAGGGCCAAGAGAAAGCCCACACACAGGACCUCGGUCAGGCYGGGUCAUGUAUGCGUCUCUUCAGCACCAUGCCUUUCUCCUACUGUAAAAUGGGCACGUGUGACUACGCCAGCUGCAAUGACAAGUCCUACUGGCUGUCCACCACAGCGGCAGUGCCCAUGAUGCCUGUGGUGGGCCGGGACAUCCAGCAGGACAUCAGCCGCUGCGUAGUGUGUGAGGCCCCCUCCCCUGCUGUGGCAGUCCACAGCCAGGAAAACAGCAACCCCUUCUGUCCCCCCAACUGGAGGAGUCUGUGGGUGGGAUACUCCUUCCCACCCAGUGACUUUAGUGACUUUAUGUGUUUCAGUACCUAA
This is a messenger RNA of Salvelinus sp. IW2-2015, 531 nucleotides long. Its product is annotated as collagen alpha-2(IV) chain-like. NCBI's taxonomy places the organism in Eukaryota, Metazoa, Chordata, Actinopteri, Salmoniformes, Salmonidae. Gene Ontology annotation, cellular component: collagen trimer. The record is from RefSeq and is a predicted model, not a curated record. Bases 1 to 531 code for a protein of 176 amino acids. The transcript is spliced from 4 exons. Gene Ontology annotation, molecular function: extracellular matrix structural constituent.